GGCGAUUAAACUAAGAAACUGCCCAGAUCAACGAGGUACCAUUUCAUGUCGGGAACGGCUGGCAAGUUGAUAGCUUGCACCUGGUUGCUAAGAUUCCAGAUAAGAUGGCUGGGUGUUUUUUAACUUUCAAGAUCCCCCUACAGAGCCAGGGUCGGAUUUUCUGAUAUCUUGAAAAGGAGACAUUGUCCGAUCCUUUUUUGAGUCGAGUCCUCCGCUGUGGGGGCAUCUUUCACGAGAUUAUACGUCCCACAGACGAGCAGAUCGCUUGCACUCGGAUGCGGGCAGAAUUCCACGGAAUCGGCGGGGUAGAUCGUGUCGAAUUCCACAGAGUCGGCCAUGUUGAGUCGCGCGCAAGCGUAGAUUGAUUAUGAUGCAGUCGCGUGAUGACAUCAUCAAAUUCUCUCUCUCAUUGACACCCACCUAACUGCGGCUUCAGCUGCGCAUCGUCUCGUCUCGUUACCUGCACCCAAGAACCACUCGUUAGGAAUACAAGAUGGACUUUGUUCAAGGCCUUGACCCGUCCAAGCUCUCGCUGGCUCUAACAGCUCUGUCUUUCUUUCUAUCCCCCUUUGCUUCUCCGCCGUACAACCUUCCUGUCAUGCUCUUUGGGACUUUGGUCCAGCAGCAAGAAGCCGGCGUAGGUCAGGCGCUCCAUAUCUUCACAGCUCUUCUGGGCGCGUCCAUUCCCUUUGACAUCAUUUGGAUGAUUGGGAACUCGCAAAAUGGCUUUAUUCGGUUCCUGUCGCUCCUGCUCGUCCUCCUCAAAUUGCCGGCCUUCAUCUCUUUCGGACUGGCAUUGCGCCAGCGCGGUGGCGGUCUUGGAUUUGGCUCCCUCAAUAUUCGGGGAAAUGAUCUCGGUGGUGCCACUGUAUGGGAUAGUAUGCCUGGAGGCUUCGGCUCCGUCGGAAAUAACGGAUACCAGAACUUCGACGACGAGCGACCCGCUCAGUAUUCGAGACCGACUGCACCCGCUCCGGCAGCCGCCCAAACGACUCCUCCUCCCCAGGCAGCCCAACCGGCAGCCCAACCGUACCAAACUGUGUAACAGUAGAUGUUCUCAUAGCGUUAUAUGUCAGCUUCGAGUAACCUGGCCAGAUUCUCUAGGAAAUCCAACUUGUGAACCGCUUUCGUUCGUCUGUACAUCCAGGAGCAAUCCAGUGACUCGCACUCGA
Molecule: messenger RNA, 1172 nt
Organism: Mycena citricolor
Lineage: Eukaryota; Fungi; Basidiomycota; Agaricomycetes; Agaricales; Mycenaceae
Source: the annotation of a GenBank genome assembly